CAGCGCAGCCGCCUCCGGUAGAGCGGGGCUCGCCGCGGCCCAGCGCGACCUUCACGGCUCCGGUUUCCUUCACACCUUGAAAGGACGGAGAGAAGCCAACCAAGAGAAAGCUUCUUGAAUUUUCUGCACUACGUAACUCCAGAUACAGGAUAUAGGGAAAGCAGAGCUUCUGAGAUGUCGUCAGUCAGCAGCGAUUGCCCACACUUGGAAUCAGUUGGUGAAAUAACAAAAGAGGAAUUAAUUCAGAAAUCUCAUGGCACUUGUCAGGACUGUAAAGUUGGAGGACCCAACCUUUGGGCAUGCUUAGAGAACAGAUGCUCAUAUGUUGGCUGUGGUGAAUCCCACGUAGAUCACAGUACUACCCAUUCCCAGGAAACAAAACACUGUCUAACUGUCAACCUUACUACGCUCCGUGUUUGGUGUUAUGCCUGCAGUAAGGAAGUAUUCCUGGACAGAAAAUUAGGAUCUCACUCUCUGCUACCAAAUGCAAGAUUGUCUCACCAAGCACAAGAAAACAGUGUGCAGGACUUUAAAAUACCUAGUAAUCCUGUACUGAAGAUUCCACUAGCAGCUGUAUUUGAUGAUCUAGAUGUAGAAGUGGAAGAAGAUGAGUUGAAGACUAGAGGUCUUACAGGAUUAAAAAAUAUUGGAAACACAUGUUAUAUGAAUGCAGCUUUACAGGCGCUUUCCAACUGCCCACCUUUGACACACUUCUUUCUUGAUUGUGGAGCCUUAGCCAGAACAGAUAAGAAACCUGCAAUUUGUAAAAGUUACCUCAAGCUGAUGACAGAACUCUGGCACAAAAGCAGGCCUGGUUCUGUUGUUCCCACUGGUUUAUUUCAAGGAAUUAAAACAGUUAAUCCAACGUUUCGAGGUUAUUCUCAACAGGAUGCACAAGAAUUUUUGCGUUGUCUAAUGGACUUACUUCAUGAAGAACUAAAAGAGCCUGUUGUAGAAGUGGAAGAUGCCCAACCUAUGAGUGUUGAAGAAAGUAUGGAAGGAGACAAGAGUCCGUCAGAUAUAGGCUUUCAGCCUUGUGAAACCCAUGGUACAAAUGAUAAAUCAGAAAACGAGUCUGUCUUCAAACCUGUCUUAGAGGAUCCUACAGAGACAGCUAUGUUAAUUCAGGAUGAUGAGAACAUCUCCGUUGUGUCCAAAGAUUGGCAGAAAGAAAAAGCAUUGUGCAACAAGCUUAACGAAGAAAGUUCUAUGGAAGACUUAGAAAAAGAUGUAAAUAUUGCUUCGGAAACCACUGAAUUAUUAAAUAAUCAAGGAACUGUCAAAGUACAGAUACACAGCAGAUUCUCAGAAUACAUCAGUGAUGUCCACACGAAUGAUUUAUCUACAGUCCAGAACCUCUCACCAAAUGAAGGGAUAAAUGCACACUUAUCAGGCAGUCCUCCAAAAUCAUGCUCAUCGUGCCCAUCCCUGGCACCAGCCCACAAAAAAGUUUCAACUGUGUCUUCACCAAAAAGGAAGAAAYGCAAGAAGUACAGGAGUGUUAUCUCUGACAUAUUUGAUGGGACUAUAAUAAGCUCAGUACAGUGCUUGACAUGUGAUCGGGUGUCCGUAACCCUGGAGACCUUUCAGGAUCUGUCUUUGCCUAUUCCAGGUAAGGAAGAUCUUGCUAAGCUMCAUUCUGCAAGUCAUCAGACUUCACUAGUCAAGGCAGGAUCAUGCGGAGAAGCAUAUGCACCCCAAGGAUGGAUAGCAUUUUUUAUGGAAUAUUUCAAAAGGUUUGUUGUCUCAUGUGUUCCUAGCUGGUUUUGGGGUCCAGUUGUAAACUUGCAAGACUGUCUUGCUGCCUUUUUCGCCAGAGAUGAGCUCAAGGGUGAUAACAUGUACAGUUGUGGAAAGUGUAAAAAGUUAAGAAAUGGAGUUAAAUUCUGCAAAGUGCAAAAGUUUCCUGAGAUACUGUGCAUUCAUCUCAAAAGAUUUAGACAUGAACUUAUGUUUUCCACAAAAAUUGGGACUCACGUAUCCUUUCCCCUGGAGGGACUUGAUCUUCAGCCCUUCCUUGCUAAGGACAGUCCUGCUCAAAUAGUGACUUAUGAUCUGUUAUCUGUCAUCUGCCAUCAUGGAACUGCCAGCAGUGGACAUUAUAUAGCUUAUUGUCGGAACAAUUUAAAUAACUUGUGGUAUGAAUUUGAUGACCAGAGCGUCACAGAAGUAUCUGAAUCCACUGUGCAAAACGCAGAAGCCUAUGUCCUCUUCUACAGGAAGAGCAGUGAAGAAGCACAGAGRGAAAGACGGAGGAUAUCAGGAUUGCUGAAUAUGAUGGAACCAAGUCUUCUUCAGUUCUAUGUUUCCAGACAGUGGUUAAAUAAAUUUAAGACUUUUGCAGAGCCAGGACCAAUUUCAAAUAAUGACUUUCUCUGUGUGCAUGGAGGUGUUCCUCCCCCCAAGGCGAGUUUCAUAGAAGACCUGGUAGUAAUGCUACCUCAAAAUAUUUGGGAUAAUCUGUAUAGCAGGUUUGGAGGGGGACCAGCAGUUAAUCAUCUGUAUGUUUGUCAUACCUGUCAAAUGGAGUCGGAAAGAAUUGAAAAGAGAAGGAAAAAUGAAUUGGAAAUGUUUAUUCGGCUUAAUAGAGCAUUCCAAGAAGAAGAAUCCCCAUCAACUUUUUAUUGCAUCAGCUUGCCAUGGUUCAGAGAAUGGGAAGGAUUUGUAAAGGGCAAAGACAGUGAGCCUCCUGGUCCUAUUGAUAAUGCCAAGAUUGCUGUCACAAAAGGUGGAAAUGUUAUGCUAAAGCAAGGUGCAGAUUCUGGACAGAUAUCUGAAGAAACAUGGAAUUUUCUACAGUCAAUCUAUGGUGGAGGUCCAGAGAUUAUCCUAAGACCACCUGUUCCUCCAGUAGAUCCUGAUGCCUUGCAAACAGAGGAGAAGAUUGAAUUAGAAACUCAUGGUCUGUAGCUGUUGAGAUAAAGAUGAUCAUGUAAGAUAUUCACCCUUCCUUACAAAAUGCUCCUAUACAUUCCUGAAAGUUUUCUUCUCUGAUGUUUGUAGGAGACAAAGCUCACUGGGCAUUAUGGUAACUAAGGAAUAGUAAGUCAAAAUAUGUAAUAUAAUUUGCUCAAGCAGAGACUUAUUUCUCUGUUUUGGAAGGCAUGUUUUGUACAUUUUGGAAUGUUUAGUCAAUGCAAAACUCAUUUCUGGACUUCUUGGUAUAAGUCAAAAUCUUGUAGUAACCUUAGACUUGAAAAAUUGGAGCAAARUUUUAGACAUGUCAUUAAAUAGCUUUAUUCCUGAUUGGACUGAUUGGACUUAUAAUAUCUACCAACUGCUGCCUGUUUUAACGGUAAAGUUUUGACAGACCUAGGUGUAAGGGGAGUAUAUUUUAAAUGGAUCAGAAUCAUUGAUUUAAUAAAAAGGAAAAAAGUUAACUUCCUAAAUGCUCAGGAAAAAAGUCUUGCUUUUUUGCACUGUAAGUAUAUAGAACAAGUAGUAUAUAACCUUCAAAUACAUUUUGUAUUUGAAUGGAUCAAAUAUUAGUCUAGAUGGAAUAUUGUUCUAGUCAGCAAGUGUCAUAAUUUAUUACCUACUAAAUUGUACGUCGUCUUAUAGGCUGCUUUAACUCUAUAAAGCCUGGCUAGUAUCYUUAAUUUUUUUGUCACAAAAUAUUAUUAGUCUUCUAGAGUGAUGUUUGAGAGCAUGAAGUGUGAAAUGUAAAAUGAUUAUGGACACGAGUGGUAUAAAUUGAAGAAUUAAAGUGUCUGGUCUCMUGAAAUAUAUUCAUGAAACAGUUCCUUUUGAAGUAUUUUAUUGUAUUGUUAAAAAUUGAGUGGCAUGAUGACUUAUGAUGUCAGAAACUGGAUGAAAUA
This is a messenger RNA of Nothoprocta perdicaria, 3818 nucleotides long. It is a transcript of the gene USP33, whose product is annotated as ubiquitin specific peptidase 33. Gene Ontology annotation, biological process: protein deubiquitination. Gene Ontology annotation, molecular function: cysteine-type deubiquitinase activity; zinc ion binding. NCBI's taxonomy places the organism in Eukaryota, Metazoa, Chordata, Aves, Tinamiformes, Tinamidae. The record is from RefSeq and is a predicted model, not a curated record. The transcript has 25 exons. The coding region runs from base 175 to 2910 and encodes 911 amino acids.